Messenger RNA from Exophiala xenobiotica, 522 nucleotides. RefSeq lists its product as uncharacterized. NCBI's taxonomy places the organism in Eukaryota, Fungi, Ascomycota, Eurotiomycetes, Chaetothyriales, Herpotrichiellaceae. The coding region runs from base 1 to 522 and encodes 173 amino acids. The transcript is spliced from 3 exons. The record is from RefSeq and is a predicted model, not a curated record.
AUGCCAGCAAGACGUCCAUCCUGCAAACCCGCGCCCGCCCAUCCCAGAGUUUCUCACAACGACUGGGACAACUCCCUCGACGACAACAAUGACUCUGGCAUGGAGAUGUCUGGUGGAGGAAGUGGUGGUGGGAGUGAAAUCGGAGAAAUCGAGGAGAGUUUGAAGAGGACUAUGGCUGUGGAUACGGGCCUUCGUAAAGAACAAAAACAACAACGUCUCGAGAAGGAGUUUGAGAGUCAGGUCCGGCAGUUGGAAGGCCAGAUAGAUGAGAGGGUUGCGGAAGGGAAGGAGGAUGUUGUCCGCAUUCAAGAUGCCCACCUGUCAAGACUCCUAGCACUCUCACGUCGAAAGGCCGAAGUCGAAGCCCAAAUCAUCGAGCAUACACGAGAACUUGCUGAUGCGUUCCUUGCGGUCAAGGAGGAAUUCGAGGCAGUCUUGCGUGGACGGUCGGAAGAUGUCAGUGAGGCUAUCGAAUCGUUGAACAAGUUGGAGGAGGCGGCGUCCCCAAAGAGAUCUCAAUGA